This is a messenger RNA of Desarmillaria tabescens, 522 nucleotides long. Its product is annotated as nucleophile aminohydrolase. NCBI's taxonomy places the organism in Eukaryota, Fungi, Basidiomycota, Agaricomycetes, Agaricales, Physalacriaceae. Gene Ontology annotation, molecular function: asparaginase activity; beta-aspartyl-peptidase activity. Gene Ontology annotation, cellular component: cytoplasm. The transcript has 4 exons. The record is from RefSeq and is a predicted model, not a curated record. The coding region runs from base 1 to 522 and encodes 173 amino acids.
AUGCUCAGUGGAGAUGACGACACCCUGGGUAUGAAUCCCAAGGGUACUGUCGGUGCUGUUGCCCUGGAUGUCAGGGGAUGCAUUGCUGCCGUUACGUCCACCGGUGGUCGAACCAAUAAACUCCCAGGAAGGAUUGGCGAUACUCCACACAUGGGGUCUGGGUUCUGGGCUGAGGAAUGGCCCGUAAAGGGAUGGAUAUGCUGCAAGUGGAACAAAAUAUGGAGAGGCAAAGAAACGCAAGCGGUAGGAAUAUCGGGAACAGGUGAUGGCGAUUACUUCAUUAGGCACGCGGCGGCGGCGACGAUGUGUCAUAGAGUCAAAUUCCUGGGGGAGAACCUAGAUAGCGCUGCUCAGCAUACAGUAGAAGAUUUGUUAAAGGAUGGGGGUACAGGAGGUCUCAUUGCCUUGGAUAUCGACGGCAAUGUCGCAAUGGCGCUAAACUGCGAAGGCAUGUAUCGCGGAGUCAUCAGGGAGGACGGUGUGUCCAAGACUGCGAUUUUCCGUGAAGAUGAAUUGCAAUAG